Messenger RNA from Erinaceus europaeus (western European hedgehog), 1497 nucleotides. RefSeq names its product olfactory receptor 2T29-like. Gene Ontology annotation, biological process: G protein-coupled receptor signaling pathway. Bases 155 to 1117 code for a protein of 320 amino acids. Gene Ontology annotation, cellular component: membrane. Gene Ontology annotation, molecular function: G protein-coupled receptor activity; olfactory receptor activity. The record is from RefSeq and is a predicted model, not a curated record. Lineage: Eukaryota; Metazoa; Chordata; Mammalia; Eulipotyphla; Erinaceidae. The transcript has a single exon.
UGUCUCUCUCUUCCUUCCCUUCCAUUUCAAUUUCUGAUGGUCUCUAUCCAAUAAAUAAAUAAAUAUAACAAAUAAAAAAAAUAAAAAAACAAAAGUUAUAUUACAUGAGUGAACUAUUAACUCCAAGCUUUUCCUUUUGGUCUAGGUCAACCUGAUGGACAGCACCAACUGGGUGACUAACCAUACUGGAUGGUCAGAGUUCACUCUGGUGGGACUCUUUGUUCAAUCCAAUCACCCAACUCUCCUGUGCAUGGCUAUUUUUUCACUGUUUUUUAUGGCCUUGUCUGGAAAUAUUAUCUUGAUCCUUCUGAUAUACUCUGAUGUUCACCUCCACACACCCAUGUACUUUUUCAUUAGUCAGUUGUCUCUCAUGGAUGUGAUGUCCAUUUCUGUCACUGUGCCCAAGAUGCUCUUAGACCAGAUCACAGGUAUGAAUAAGAUUUCAGCCUCUGACUGUGGAAUGCAGAUGUUCCUAUAUUUGACACUGGUAGGUUCUGAGUUUUUCCUCCUAGCUGCCAUGGCCUAUGACCGCUAUGUGGCCAUCUGUCAUCCACUGCGAUAUCCUAUUCUCAUGAACCACAGAGUGUGUCUCUUUUUGGUAUCUGGUUGCUGGUUGUCAGCAUCAGUAGAUGGCUUCAUGCUGACACCUGUCACAAUGACCUUCCCCUUCUGCAGGUCCCGGGAGAUCCAUCAUUUCUUCUGUGAAGUCCCUGCUGUAAUGAAGCUUUCCUGCUCAGACACCUCCUUGUAUGAGACACUCAUGUAUCUGUGCUGUGUUCUCAUGCUCCUUAUACCUGUGACAGUCAUUUCCAGCUCUUAUUCUUUCAUCCUGCUCACUAUCCACAGAAUGAACUCAGCAGAGGGCCGUAAGAAAGCCUUUGCCACUUGUUCUUCCCACAUGACUGUGGUCAUUCUUUUCUAUGGGGCUGCAGUCUACAACUACAUGCUCCCCACCUCCUACCAUACCCCUGAGAAGGACAUGGUUGUAUCUGUCUUUUACACAAUACUCACUCCUGUACUGAAUCCUUUAAUCUAUAGCCUCCGGAAUAAAGAUGUCACUGGAGCUCUGAAGAAAAUGUUGAAUGUGGGUUCUAUCUUUCAGGAAACUGUCAAGUAGCAAAGUUUGGUGCUAAUAUUUUUCAACUACAUAUUAGAAAUUUAUGAAAUAUGCCACUGUUAUUCCUCAGAUUCUCUUGUCAUGGUAUGUCACUCAAUAAUCAUUUUUUUCUUUUUUAAUUUAAUUUUAUUUUUCUUUUGCCAUUAGGGUUAUUGCUGCAUCUUUCUUUUGAGGAAUUUUUUGUGUAUCAAAACAUAAUAUUCAAAGUAUAUUCAAUAACCAUUGAAUACCAACUGAAUGUUUUCCAUUUUAAGUUCUUGCUGCUUUCCAAAUAUUCUUAUAUAGUUGGUCUUAUAUUAAUAUUACAUUUUUCUGAUAUGUACAUGUUUAAGAAUAUUUAUGACUAGCUAAUUCUUUUUCUGCCUCUCUUAUUCUGUUCU